Parnassius apollo (apollo) is the source of this 402-nucleotide messenger RNA. The record is from the annotation of a GenBank genome assembly. Lineage: Eukaryota; Metazoa; Arthropoda; Insecta; Lepidoptera; Papilionidae.
AUGAAGUUCUUUAUCCGCCAGCGCAUCACAUUAUGCCAAGAUGCAGUGGAGCGUGAGCAAGAUCGCGGAGACGCGCUCCUUACAUUCGACUCACGCGGUAAGUUCCUAGCUUAUAUGAAGUUCUGUAUCCACCAGCGCAUUACAUUAUGCCAAGAUGCAGUGGAGCGUGAGCAGGAUCGAGGAGACGCGCUCCUUACAUUCGACUCACGCGGUAUGUUCCUAGCUUAUAUGAAGUUCUUUAUCCGCCAGCGCAUUACAUUAUGCCUAGAUGCAGUGGAGCGUGAGCAGGAUCGCGGAGACGCGCUCAUUACAUUCGACUUACGCGGUAUGUUCCUAGCUUAUAUGAAGUUCUUUAUCCGCCAGCGCAUUACAUUAUGCCAAAAUGCAGUGGAGCGUAAGUAG